Molecule: messenger RNA, 3070 nt
Organism: Zootoca vivipara (common lizard)
Lineage: Eukaryota; Metazoa; Chordata; Lepidosauria; Squamata; Lacertidae
Product: vomeronasal type-2 receptor 26-like
Biological process (GO): G protein-coupled receptor signaling pathway
Cellular component (GO): plasma membrane
Molecular function (GO): G protein-coupled receptor activity
Source: RefSeq, a predicted model, not a curated record
UCUUGUCCCACAUAAAGAUUUCUCAGGAGGUGAUCAGGCACUCCCAUUUCUUUAAGGACUUGCCAUAGUUUGCUGUGGUCGACACAGUCAAAUGCUUUUGCGUAGUCAAUGAAGCAGAAGUAGAUGUUUUUUUGGAACUCUCUAGCCUUCUCCAUAAUCCAGUGCAUGUUUGCAAUUUGGUCUCUGGUUCCUCUGCCCCUUCAAAAUCCAGCUUGCACUUCUGGAAGUUCUCGGUCCAUAUACUGCUUCAGCGUGCCUUGUAGAAUUUUAAGCAUAACCUUGCUAGCGUGUGAAAUGAGCGCAAUUGUGCGGUAGUUGGAGCAUUCUUUGGCACUGCCCUUCUUUGGGAUUGGGAUGUGGACUGAUCUUCUCCAAUCCUCUGGCCACUGCCGAGUUUCCCAAACUUGCUGGCAUAUUGAGUGUAGCACCUUAACAGCACCAUCUUUUAAAAUUUUAAAUAGUUCAGCUGGAAUACCAUCACUUCCACUGGCCUUGUUAUUAGCAGUGCUUUCUUAGGCCCAUUUGACUUCACUCUCCAGGAUGAUGUAUGAUUUUAAUUGCAGGGUUGUUCCAAAGAACUACCAGCAUGUUCUGGCCUUGGCGUUUGCUGUCAGUGAGGUCAAUGAGAACCCUCAGAUAUUGCCCAAUGUCACAUUGGGAUUCCACAUCCAUGACAGCUACUUCAGUGAAAGGAUGACCUACUGGGCCACUCUGGACAUACUCUCCACACCCUAUAGAUUUGUACCCAACUACCAGUGUGAUGUACAGAAAAAUCCGAUUGCAAUCAUUGGGGGACUUGACUUUGAAACUUCCCUCCACAUGGCAGCCAUCUUAAUAGGCUACAAGAUUCCCCAGCUCACUUAUGGCUCCUUUGCUCCAGAGGAUGCCAGUCAAAGCCAAUCCACUCCCUUCUACCGGAUGGUGCCCAAUGAAGCCCAUCAGUACACUGGGAUUGUUGAGUUACUUCUGCAGUUUGGGUGGACAUGGGUUGGGUUGCUCGCGGUGGAUAGUGAGAGUGGAGAGAAGUUUAUGGAAAUCCUGCAAACUCUGCUUUUCCAGAAAGGCAUUUGCUUGGCCUUUUCAGAGAGAACUCCAAAAGGCACAUAUUUAGAAGAGUAUUACAACUUGCUUUCCCCGUGGCUCCAAUCCUAUCACAUUAUUGCGGAAAGCAAAGCCAAUGCUGUCGUUGUCUAUGGAGAAGACAAGUCCAUGUUUUAUUUGCAAUUAUUGCUAGCGGCAGGGGAAGCGGAAAAUGUGACAUCUUUGGCCAAGGUAUGGAUUAUGACUGCUCAACUGGAUUUCUCAGCAGUGGCCUUUCGAACGAGCCAGGAUAUGCGACCGUUUCAUGGCUCCAUAUGCUUCACCGUGCACUCAAAUGAGGUGCAAGGAUUCAAGAGCCUUCUUCGCUCCCUAAAUCCUUUCACGGCAGGUGAAGAUGGUUUUCUUCAGCAGUUCUGGCAACAGACAUUCCAUUGUUCCUUUCCAAAUUCUGUUGCUGAGUUCAGUGAACCCUGCACAGGACAGGAGAAGCUGGACAGCCUCCCCUCGUCUGGCUUUGAGAUGAGCAUGACUGGCCACAGCUACAGCAUCUACAAUGCUGUCUAUGUUGUGGCACAUGGUCUUCAUGCCAUGUUCCAGUCCUGGUUGAAAGACAGAGGAGUUGUGAGAAGAUGGAGACCGCAGCUUCAGAAUUUGCAGCCUUGGCAGCUCCACCCUUUUCUUAGGAGUGUCUCAUUUAACAACAGUGUGGGAGAAGAAGUGUCUUUUAGUGAGAACAGGCAAUUAGAAGGCGGAUUCGAUAUUACCAACUUGGUCACUUUCCCAAAUAACUCCUUCCUCAGAGUCAAGGUCGGAAGGGUGAAUCUCCAGGCUGCUCCAGCCAUGGGAUUUCCCAUCAAUGAAGGCAAAAUGGUGUGGCACAGAAGUUUUCAACAGGUGCCACCCCUCUCUCAAUGCAACAAAAAUUGCCCUUCUGGUACUAGGAGAAAAAAGAAGGAAGGGGAGAAAUUCUGCUGCUAUGACUGUGAUCCAUGUUCAGAAGGCAAGAUUUCAUACCAGAAAGACAUGAAUGACUGUGUUGGAUGCUCAGAAGAUCACUAUCCAAACAAGAACCGAACACAAUGCAUUCCAAAGUUAAUCAGCUUCUUGAUGUUGGAAGAACCACUUGGGAUGAGCUUAGCUUUUGGGUCCGUUUUCUUCUCUUUGCUCACAAUAUUGUCCCUCACCAUCUUUAGGAAGCAUCAGGACACACCGAUUGUCAGGGCCAAUAACCGGGACCUCACCUACGUUCUCCUCAUCUCUCUCCUUCUCUGUUUUCUCUGUCCCCUCAUCUUCCUCAGCCGACCAGACAGAGUGAGCUGCGUUCUCAGACAAAUGGCUUUUGGUGUGGUUUUCACAGUGACUGUUUCUUGUGUGUUGGCCAAAACCAUUACCGUUGUUCUGGCAUUCAUGGCCACCAAACCAGGAUCCAGAAUGAGGAAAUGGGUGGGGAAAAGAUUGGCAAGCUCCAUUGUGUUGACUUGUACUAUUAUCCAAGCUGGUAUUUGCACUGUGUGGCUGGGAACCUCUCCCCCAUUUCCCCAUUUUGACAAGCGCUCUGUGAUGGGAGAAAUCAUUCUGGAAUGUAAUGAAGGGUCAGCUGCCAUGUUUUACUGUGUCCUGGGCUACAUGGGCCUCCUGGCCAUUGUCAGUUUCAUUGUAGCAUUUUUAGCCAGGAAACUUCCCGACAGCUUCAAUGAGGCCAAAUUCAUCACCUUCAGCAUGUUGUUGUUUUGUAGUGUUUGGAUCUCCUUUGUUCCGGUCUACCUGAGCACCAAGGGAAAACAUAUGGUGGCUGUGGAGAUCUUCUCCAUCUUGGCCUCCAGUGCUGGCUUACUGGGCUCCAUCUUUGCUCCCAAAUGCUACAUCAUUGUGUUGAGGCCUGAUCUGAACAGCAAGAAGCAGUUAAUAAAGAAGAAAUAAAAAUAUAUCUUGUUGUCACUAUUUUUUGUUAUGGGUAAUGAUUUUGCUGCUGACUCCGUGACAUAAUUUUAUUGUAUUUGCUUGUUGAACUUUCUGUUUGCAUUAAAAU